Cladocopium goreaui is the source of this 768-nucleotide messenger RNA. NCBI's taxonomy places the organism in Eukaryota, Dinophyceae, Suessiales, Symbiodiniaceae. The record is from the annotation of a GenBank genome assembly.
GGGACAGUCCAUGUCAUCGUUUGGUGGCAGCUCUCCUACGACAGGCGCACUUCAGAGAGUUGGCGCAUCGACAGGAGGACCAUGAAGAGAGUGAAGCAGGAGCUGCUUCUCCGUCGCUCUCCUUCCCGGCCAUGAUGUCGGAGCUUCAAAGCGGCCACGCUGAGGUGGAAGAUCCCGGAGUCUUGGACGUCUUCAGAACAAACUCCGCCUUCGCCCUGGAGGCGAGACGAUCCUUUCUGGAGCUCUGUACUCACUUGGACAAGUUCUGCUUCUUCGUGGUGGCGUUGCGACCCUACCAGCAGCUUGCAGCUGCGGGCGGCGACGCAGCCCUCUGCUGGCUGCGGCGAAGCCUAAGUCACCUGUUGCAGGAACUGGACAAAAGUUUACUUCAGCUCCGCCAGGCGAGGCUGGCGCUUAUGCAUGUGGCAAAGAAGCAUUUGCAGGAUCUGGCCAAGAGGAUCGGUGAAGCAGAAGAGCUUCAGCGACGAUGGAUGCAGUCGCUGCGGCACGUGGACGAGCUACGUUUGGAUGAGCUCCACAAAGCCUGCGCCGGCAGUAGCACCGAGGUGAAUGCCUUGACCAGUGCUGUGCGUGAGGUCGAGUUGAAAGCAAAGGCAAAAGAAGGACUUCAACAGAUCGCCGCCGCCUUCAUGAACCCGGACUUCCAGGCACGAUGUUCGCUGGCUUUGCCAGACAGGCUUGCUUCUGAGAUGAGGGAACUGGCUUCAAACAAGCUCCCCGCCGUGGAGUCGUCACGCUCUCCGUGAG